UUGAUUGAACAAAUUAUUAGACGUUUUGCCACAUUCAUGUGAGUUAAGUUGAUUGACCAAAUUGAUUUAGGUAAUGCUGCGAUUGCUGGAGAGAGCUGUGUAUGGUGCCCUCACCGGAAUCAACCGCCGAUGGCUGAGCACCACCGUCAUGAGCUUCGGGGACGGAAUCCAUGGCGCGCUGGGCCUACCUACCUCCCUCACGGGCGUCGGCGGCGACGCCUACGAGCCCACACCGAUCUCCGGACUCCCACCUGAGGUCUGCAGUGUCAGUGCAGGCCAUUAUCAUUCCCUCGCCGUCACUUCUCAAGGAGAGGUCUGGGCUUGGGGCCGAAACAAUGAAGCUCAGCUCGGCCGUGGUCUUCUCGCUCCAAGAGAAUCGUGGAAUGAACCGAAGAGAGUAGAAGGAUUGAAUCAAGUAAAAGUUCGAGCUGCAUUUGCAUCUGGUGUCAUCUCUACGGCCAUUGGAGAUGAUGGCUCUUUGUGGGUCUGGGGAAAAUCGAAGCGUGGACAGCUUGGUCUUGGAAAUGGAAUUAUUGAAUCAAUAUUUCCUUCCAAAGUUGAAGCUCUUUCUGGGGAAGAGAUAGUUAAGGUCUCACUUGGUUGGGGCCAUGCUCUGGCUCAAACGAAGGAUGGAAAAUUGUUUGGAUGGGGUUAUUCAGCAGAUGGUAGAUUGGGACAGAUUGGAAAAGAGAUCUCUCCGCUUGACUCAAGCGCUGAUAUUUUAGAAACAACAGAACUUUCAAGUUCAAUGCUGGAAGCUGCUGAAAAGUUGGUCCUGGAAGGAAUGGAGAAGGAGAAAGACAUGCCAAUUACCUGGGAGCCUUGUUUAAUCGAGGAACUACAGGGUGUUGAAGUUGUAGAUGUUGCAUGUGGGCUCGAUCAUUCCUUAGUUCUUUGCCGUGAUGGCACCCUAUUAAGUAGUGGGAGCAAUAUCUACGGCCAAUUGGGCAGAGUAAUACAAGACCUGGGAAUGCUACCGGUUGACAUAAGCUUCCAACCUCUGUCUAUAGCAUCAGGCUUGGGCCAUUGUUUAGCAAUAUGCCAGAUUGCAUCACCAGAGGUCACAGGAGAUGCCACAAGCAUCAUUUCAUGGGGAUGGAACCAUAGUUCGCAGCUCGGGAGAGAAGGCCCAGAGAACCUCCCAUCAUUGGUGAUUACGGGGCUCGCAGAGGAAACGCCUAUUUCAGUGUCAGGAGGGCGUGCACAUUCAAUUGCUCUUACAUCUAAGAGAGAGGUGUGGGUUUGGGGCUGUGGUAAAAAUGGCAGGCUAGGGUUAGGCAGCUCAUUUGAUAUACCUGAACCAACGUUGAUUGAAUGUUUGGAAGGUUCUGAGGUUCUGCAAGCCGUGACAGGCUUCGAUCAUAAUCUUGUUCUGAUUGCUGAAUGAUGUAGCUUGAAACAAUCUCUAGAUCUGGUUGCUAAAUGAUGUAACAGAAUUAUCUGUAGCUUUACAAUUUCUAGAAAUAAUAGAAGUCAGUCGGUUACAAUUUAUAGAUCUAAAUGAAACUGGGGUUCUAUUUUGUUUU
Cornus florida is the source of this 1526-nucleotide messenger RNA. RefSeq names its product ultraviolet-B receptor UVR8. NCBI's taxonomy places the organism in Eukaryota, Viridiplantae, Streptophyta, Magnoliopsida, Cornales, Cornaceae. The transcript is spliced from 4 exons. The record is from RefSeq and is a predicted model, not a curated record. Bases 74 to 1387 code for a protein of 437 amino acids.